Varanus komodoensis (Komodo dragon) is the source of this 486-nucleotide messenger RNA. RefSeq names its product transmembrane protein 238 like (gene TMEM238L). NCBI's taxonomy places the organism in Eukaryota, Metazoa, Chordata, Lepidosauria, Squamata, Varanidae. The transcript has a single exon. The record is from RefSeq and is a predicted model, not a curated record. The coding region runs from base 1 to 486 and encodes 161 amino acids.
AUGGCCCAGCGCUGCUACGGGCGCUGCGCGGCCUUCCUGCUGGCCGCGCUGGUGCUGGACGCUGCCGGGCUGGCCUUAGUGCUGGCGGGCGCCGUGGGGAAGCCGGAGCUGAGAGGGCAAUCCUUCGAGGAUUUCCUGGUGCUCACCGGCGGGCUGCUGCUCUUCCUGUCGUUGCUCUGCUGGCUCUUCUGGUACUCGGGGAACCUGCGCGGGGUGCCGGCCGAAGAGCUUCCGCCCGGGGCGCGACCGCGGCCGAGCGAACCAAGCAGCCGGGCAAGCCUCCUGCUCCUGGCCGUCAAGCUCUCGGAGCGCCUGUCCCAGCGCCGCCGGCCAGCGCCUGCGCCUUCCUUGCCGCCGGAUUGCGGCCCUCCAGCGAAGGGCCGUAGAACUGCAGCCUCGCUCCGAGCCAUGGGGCCCGUGGAGCUCGGCCGCCUGCGCCCCACUGUUCAUCCGGAGCAGGGGAAGAUGGGAGAGCGACUGGUGUAA